Rattus rattus (black rat) is the source of this 3535-nucleotide messenger RNA. It is a transcript of the gene Ddhd1, whose product is annotated as DDHD domain containing 1. Gene Ontology annotation, cellular component: cytoplasm. Gene Ontology annotation, molecular function: metal ion binding; glycerophospholipase activity. The record is from RefSeq and is a predicted model, not a curated record. NCBI's taxonomy places the organism in Eukaryota, Metazoa, Chordata, Mammalia, Rodentia, Muridae. The transcript is spliced from 15 exons. Bases 126 to 2906 code for a protein of 926 amino acids.
GGGCCGGCGGGGAGGCGGAGUCGCCUCGGCCGCAGCUGCUGCCCUGCUGGGGAUUUGAAAGAUUAUAAAGUCCAGGCCCAGAGGGCGGCGGCGUCGGAUGCGCGUGUGGCGGAAGCGCCGGCGGCAUGAACUACCCCGGCCGCGGCGCCCCACGGAGCCCCGAGCGUAACGGCCGCGGCGGCGGUGCCUGGGAGCUAGGCUCGGACGCGGCGGGCGUGUUCGGUGGCGGCGGCUGCUGCUUCGAGCACCAGCCGGGUGACGGCGUGCCGCUGUCACUGCUGCGCGCGGAGCCGCUGCACCUGGCACCGGGCGCGGACGACUUGAGCCACCUGGCUCUGGACCCGUGCCUCAGCGACGAGAACUACGACUUCAGCUCGGCCGAGUCGGGUUCGUCGCUGCGCUACUACAGCGAGGGCGAGAGCGCGAGCGCGGGCGGCGGUAGCUCUUCUUCGCCUCCGCCGCCGCUGGUCGCUCCGAACUCGGGGGGCGGCGGGGCAGCGGGAGGGGGACCCGGUGACAGGAAGCGCUCCCGGCCGGGCGGCUGCGCCGCUCGGCACCGCUACGAGGUAGUGACGGAGCUGGGCCCCGAGGAGGUGCGCUGGUUCUACAAGGAAGACAAGAAGACCUGGAAGCCCUUCAUCGGCUACGACUCUCUGCGCAUCGAGCUCGCCUUCCGGAGCCUCCUGCAGACGACGGGCUCCCGUGCCCGGUCGGCGGACCGCGAUGGAGACCGGGUGUGCGGCCCAACCUCUAGCUUCAGGGAGGAGGACGAGGACCGCGCCUGCGGCUUCUGCCCGCGCGCGGUGGGGCCUGAGCCGGAGAUGGAGGAGCUGGUGACCAUCGAGCCCGUGUGCGUGCGCGGCGGCCUCUACGAGGUGGAUGUCACUCAAGGAGAGUGCUACCCGGUGUACUGGAACCAGGCCGAUAAAAUACCAGUGAUGCGUGGACAGUGGUUUAUCGAUGGCACUUGGCAACCUCUGGAGGAAGAAGAGAGUAACUUAAUUGAGCAAGAACAUCUCAGUUGUUUUAGGGGUCAGCAGAUGCAAGAGAAUUUUGAUAUUGAAAUGUCCAAAUCCAUCGAUGGAAAAGACGGCAGUGGGAUCAACUACUCUGUUGUCUACCACACCCCUCCCUUCUCCCUCCCUUCUCUGUUCAAAUGGAGAGGAUAUAAGGAGAGCACAGAUGCCACAGGUCUUAAGCGAAAGCGGUCCCAAGCUGUUCAUAGUUUCAAACUGAGUCGGAACCACGUGGACUGGCACAGCAUGGACGAGGUCUAUCUCUACAGUGACGCAACAACUUCCAAAAUUGCAAGAACUGUUACCCAGAAACUGGGGUUUUCUAAAGCCUCCAGCAGUGGGACCAGACUUCACAGAGGCUACGUAGAAGAAGCCACACUAGAAGACAAGCCAUCGCAAACGUCUCAUAUUGUGUUUGUUGUGCAUGGCAUUGGACAGAAGAUGGACCAAGGAAGAAUCAUCAAAAACACAGCCAUGAUGAGAGAGGCUGCGAGGAAAAUAGAAGAAAAGCAUUUUGCCAACCACGCAACACACGUUGAGUUUCUGCCUGUGGAGUGGCGAUCGAAGCUUACUCUUGAUGGAGACACUGUUGACUCCAUCACUCCUGACAAGGUGCGGGGCCUGAGGGACAUGCUCAACAGCAGCGCCAUGGACAUCAUGUACUACACCAGCCCGCUCUACAGGGAUGAGCUAGUUAAAGGCCUUCAGCAAGAGCUGAAUCGAUUAUAUUCCCUUUUCUGUUCCCGGAAUCCAGACUUUGAAGAGAAAGGGGGUAAAGUCUCAAUAGUGUCCCAUUCCUUGGGGUGUGUAAUCACUUAUGACAUCAUGAUGGGCUGGAAUCCAGUUCGACUUUAUGAGCAGCUGCUGCAGAAGGAGGAGGAGCUGCCUGACGAGCGGUGGAUGAGCUACGAAGAGCGGCAUCUUCUCGAUGAGCUCUAUAUCACUAAACGGCGGCUGAGGGAAAUCGAAGAUCGGCUGCAUGGACUGAAGGCGCCAUCCGGCUCACAAACCCCUGCCUUAAAGUUUAAGGUUGAGAAUUUCUUCUGUAUGGGAUCUCCACUAGCAGUUUUUUUAGCAUUACGCGGCAUCCGACCAGGAAAUACCGGAAGUCAAGACCACAUUUUACCUAGAGAGAUCUGUAACCGCUUACUAAAUAUUUUUCAUCCUACAGACCCAGUGGCCUACAGAUUAGAGCCAUUGAUUCUGAAACACUACAGCAACAUUUCUCCAGUCCAGAUCCACUGGUACAACACUUCGAACCCUCUACCUUAUGAGCAUAUGAAGCCAAACUUUCUCAACCCAGCAAAAGAGCCUACCUCAGCUUCAGAGAGUGAGAACAUCGCAGCUAUCCCGAGCCCUGUAACCUCCCCAGUCUUAUCUCGGCGCCACUAUGGGGAAUCCAUAACUAACAUUGGCAAAGCGAGCAUACUGGGGGCUGCUAGCAUUGGAAAGGGGCUUGGAGGAAUGUUGUUCUCAAGGUUCGGACGGUCCUCCACACCACAGCCGUCGGAGCCACCUAAGGACACAGCGGAAGAGGAGAAGAAGCCUGUCUCUUCACCCUCCACCACCACCGUGGCCACGCAGACCCUGCCGCACAGCAGCUCCGGCUUCCUCGACUCUGCAUAUUUCAGACUUCAAGAAUCGUUCUUUUAUCUCCCACAACUUCUUUUUCCGGAAAAUGUAAUGCAGAGUAAAGAUGAUAGCCUCGUGGAACUGGAGCACAGGAUCGACUUCGAACUCAGAGAAGGCCUUGUGGAGAGCCGCUAUUGGUCAGCCGUCACGUCGCACACUGCCUAUUGGUCAUCCUUGGAUGUCGCUCUUUUUCUUUUAACAUUCAUGUACAAGCACGAGCAUGACAGUGAGGCAAAGACCAGCCUAGAUUCAAUCUGAACUCUGGACGGAUAUGAAUGGCCCAAAACUUUUCUGUUAAAAAAUGUGUCAAGACAUGGAGAUUCCAAGGUUCCGGUUUUGUUAAGGGCAAGAAAUAUUUUAAUUUAAAAGCACUUUAUUUUAUUUUUAAAAGAGAAAAAAACCACAUUUUCAGUUCUAAAGGAGUUAUUUAUGUUUCUGUCAUUUUGAUUAUGAGUCUAGCAGAGCCCCUGCAGAGAAUCACCAGAGUGGAGUGUGGUGGGCUUAGGUGAACUGCAUGAAGGCAGCCAUCACAGCCCAGUUCCCCAGAGGAGCCUAACGUAACGUAGUAACCAAAAGGCGUGACAGCGCUAACGUGCCUGAAGGCCAGUCCACUCUGCAAAGACUACAGGGGGCAUCGUGGCUUCUCGAUUCUGCAAAGGCUUCUGUGCCCACAGUUCCUUUGAAAGAAGAGUAUAGCAGAUUUUAAAUGUCCUAAAUUUAACUUGUUUUGAAAAGCUAAUGCUAAAAAGCAAUAUUUGAAGUACUGUACUUAUAAUUUAUCACCCCUACUUACUUCAGCGCAGGAAACAUGCUUAAUGUCUCUUUGCCACAUCUACUCUGUAUCAUGUUGAGGCUCCUUUUCUCAAAACUCCAUCUUUUGUAAAUGA